This is a messenger RNA of Xiphophorus couchianus (Monterrey platyfish), 837 nucleotides long. RefSeq lists its product as uncharacterized. The record is from RefSeq and is a predicted model, not a curated record. The transcript has 3 exons. The coding region runs from base 1 to 837 and encodes 278 amino acids. NCBI's taxonomy places the organism in Eukaryota, Metazoa, Chordata, Actinopteri, Cyprinodontiformes, Poeciliidae.
AUGACUGCCGACCUGACAGUUGUCCAAAAGAUGACCUUUAACACUUUGCACAAGAGGUCAGCACCCCAAAAGAUUGAGCUGAUGGAACCGUUCAUGGACAAGGGCAGAACUGUAACCACGGACAAUUUCUUCACAUCACUGUCACUUGCGCAACGACUGCGUAGCCGGAAAACCACCAUCCUCGGCACAGUCAACAAGUGUCGCAGGGAAAUUCCACAAUCCACUAAACGUAAGGAUCGCACUGAAUUCACCACUCAGGUGUUUUCAACCUCUGAUGCCACGCUGACUGUGUAUGUGCCCAAAAGGAAGAAGGUCGUUUACAUUCUCAGCAGCAUGCACAGCGUGGUUGAGACUGAGGAUACCACCAGAAGAAAGCCAAACACCAUCAAACAAUAUAACAAAGCAAAGUGCGGUGUGGAUGUGAUGGACAAAAUGGUGCGGGAGUACAGCGUGCGUGCAGGAACACAGAGGUGGCCAGUUGCCGUGUUCUACAACAUGAUUGACAUGGCAGCACUGAAUGCGCAUGUGCUGUAUCAGGCAUGCACUGGGGUGCAGGAGAGACGGGUGGACUUCCUGGUGGAGCUCGCAAAAGAGUUGGCUAACUCUCAUGUGAGUGAGAAGAAGGCGUGCAAGGAGCAACUGCUUUGCCAACAACCUGCCACACCCAGCCCAGGCAAAAGGGCGAAGUGCCAAAUCAACCGUCGAUGCAUUAAAAAUAGUACAAAUAGGAGAUGCGUUGACUGCUUCAAAUACGCAUGUGGCAAAUGCAGCAAGCCCAUGAACUGGCAGUGCCAGAUGUGUGCAGACAGUGCAGACAGUGCACAGAAUGAGGGCUGA